Molecule: messenger RNA, 1368 nt
Organism: Sturnus vulgaris (Common starling)
Lineage: Eukaryota; Metazoa; Chordata; Aves; Passeriformes; Sturnidae
Source: RefSeq, a predicted model, not a curated record
UCAUCCAAGGCGCUCAUCACCGUGCUGGGGAUCCCCCAGAAGCCGCAGAUCUUUGGCCACGAGCAGCCCAUUGAUGAGGAGAAGGUGGCCCGGCUCCUGUGCCGCUCGUCCGGCAGCAAACCCGCGGCUCAGCUGCGCUGGAGGAAGGGCAACAGGGAGCUCAAGGACAAGCCCACGGCGAAGAUCGAGCCCCACCCGCAGUACCCGCGGGAGGGGGAGAAGCUGCAGCUGCAGUGCGACGGGCAGGGCAACCCCAUGAGCUCGCCCCGGGUGCCUCAUGUUCCCCAGCUCCCCACCCCACACGUUCACUCCACUCCAGCCCCUCCGCCGGGCCCUUCCCAGCCCAUCUCUCAUGCUUCCAUGGCCUCCGCUCCAUCCUUCACUCCAGCUCUCAUCCAAGACGCCAGCCCCGUGCCCUCGACCUCGAGCACUUACCACGCCAUGAUCGGCGGGGUGGUGGCUGUCAUCGUCUUCCUGCUGCUCAGCCUCCUCAUCGUGCUGGGACAUUACCUGAUCAGGCACAAAGGCACGUACCUGACCCACGAGGCCAAGGGCUCGGACGAUGCUCCGGACGCCGACACCGCCAUCAUCAACGCCGAGGGCGGCCAGGCCGGCGGCGACGACAAGAAGGAAUAUUUCAUCUAGGAGGGGUCAGAGAGAGAAAGAGAGAGAGAGAGAGAGAGAAAGAAAAAUGGAGCCAAGAGAACCCCGAUGGCAACAGCAACCAGACCACAAACCCCACAAAACCCAACAGAUUUUCUCUGGCGCCCGGCACGGGCGGACGGACGGACAGAGGGAUGGCGGGACAGAGAGCAGGGAGAGCCACCGGCCUGGGGGCGCUGCCGGCGCUUCUUGAACUUUGUACAAAUGUGUUCACCCUGGCAGAGAGCCCCGGCCCCGUUUGCUUGCUUGCACCUCCAUCCCCACUCCCCCAACCCACAGACCAAGCCGUGAGUGAGCGACUUCUUCCUUCUUCCUUUGGACCUUUUUUAUUUUUAUUUUUUUCUUGCUUUUGGUUUUGUGGCUGCUCUUUGCUUCGGGCCCUUGGUUGGGGUGUUGGGCUGGGGUUGAUGUAGCUCUUCCCUUUGUUUCUCUCCGUUUUGGUUUCUUUGAUAUCCAAGGAUAAAAAUCAGCUCCGGGCUCCUGGGGCGAGUUUGGGACCCUGGGUGUCCCCGUUGUCCCCCCCUCAGUGCGUGGGGGUGACUCCAGCUGGGAGCAGAGCGAGACCCUGCCCCAAUUUUAUCCUUGGUGGUUCUUGUGGAGCAGUGUCCAUGCAGGAGCAGAGCUGUCCUCGUGCAGUCAGUGUGUGAAAGGGGGUGAAAGCCCAGGGUGGGACCCCCAGAGAGACCAGGAGCCCCCACAGCUCCC